Molecule: messenger RNA, 666 nt
Organism: Cryptomeria japonica (Japanese cedar)
Lineage: Eukaryota; Viridiplantae; Streptophyta; Pinopsida; Cupressales; Cupressaceae
Exons: 2
Coding region: 1-666 (221 amino acids)
Source: RefSeq, a predicted model, not a curated record
AUGGAAACUGAGCUGAUAUUGAAGAAAUUACUGGGUUUGAUUCCUUAUGAGGAAGAGAAACCAGAGAAGUUUGAGACAAAAGAUAUUCCGGACAAUGUUGAUGUCAGUGAUUUUACACCUGAUGAGAUUGUUAUGGGAGACCAAUUGGUUGAUGAUGUGCAAAUGUCUAAACAACAGGGACAGGAAGAGAAGAAAGAUGGAGAAGACAAGAGAUCUGAAGAGACACUGGUACAUACACAGACUAUUCUGCCAUCAGUAAAUGAUAGUGAAAAUAAUAAGGAAGAAGAAAAGAUAGAAGAAAUGAUAGAGGACAUACCUAAAGAGAAGAAAGAGGAAGAAGAGAAGGAAACAAAGAAAUUUGAAACUAAAGUGACACCUCUAUCCUUUACUUCUAAGAAGAAAAUAGAUGAUGAUGAGGACGAUGAUGAAUUAAGCAUACAAGGACCCAUUAAUAUGGAUAUGUUGAGUUAUAUAGAAUUAAUGGAGUUUGUCACUGCAAUGCAAUCUAGAGAAAAGAAGAAGAGAAUGAAGGAACACCAUAAAGAAGCUAAGAUAGUCAAACAUGCAAUUGAAAUUUUGUCAAGCUUAUUAUCGGAGAUUGAUAUAGACAAUUUUGCUACACCGAUUGAUAAGCUAGGUCAAUUGGUUAAUGAUGCUAGUGAAUAG